Molecule: messenger RNA, 1005 nt
Organism: Arabidopsis thaliana (thale cress)
Lineage: Eukaryota; Viridiplantae; Streptophyta; Magnoliopsida; Brassicales; Brassicaceae
Exons: 4
Coding region: 178-882 (234 amino acids)
Source: RefSeq, marked reviewed
GGCGUGUUCAACCUCUUUAGUCUUUCCAAAGCGUUACUACACAUAAAAGCCUUUUAUCUUAAGCAUACGCUUAACCAAUAUCACACAUAAACUGAAUACAUUAAUGUAAAUAUGCAUGUAUAUAUUAAAGUUGUUCUUAUGAUUUUUUCAACAAAGUUGAUUUCAUAAAACGGAUUGAUGAUGUAUCUAAGUCGGAGAAUGCAGAGCGGAGGUUUUGCGGUGUAUCGACAGGGCCUUGCGGAAGUCUUACAAAUAUAUAACAAAGUUGAGAGGAAAACAUCUAUGAAUCCAUGUCCGGCGAUUAUUCGAUUUGGAAGAGACUAUCAUAACCAAAUAUGUCCACAAGGUCUCAAGUUAUCAAAUCCGCUUAAUGCCGGGAGAUACUUUAGUAAUGUUUCCAAUGACUCCAAGAUGCAACCUUCUCCUCCAAACCAGUGGUUUAAUUUUCCCUCUUGGGGAAGAUGGGUUAUAGGUUCUGCGAUAUCCUUAGUGUUAUCUUUCUGGAACAACGAAAGGUUACAAAAACUGAAACGAAUAGAAGGAGAGGCGGAGUUGGUUGUGGAAGGGGUAGAGGCUGUAGCAGAAAUGGUGGAGAAAGUAGCGACGGCGACUGACGAAAUGGCUGAAGAAAUGGCAGAGAAACUGCCUGAGAAAAAUAAACUAAAACAAGUGGCUUUGGUUCUAGAACACAUUUCAGAGGUUGCUGCCCAUGAAGCACAUCUAACCCAAGAUUUCCUUCACAAGGUGGAAAAAGUCACACAAGAUAUAGAUGACUUGGAGGCAAUGAUAAAGCCUUUGAUAGACAAAAAAGUGGCAAAUGCUGAAACAAAGCAACAAACUAAAGAAGAAGAAGCAAACCAUGAGUCGCCUUCACGCCACUAAUCUCUUCAUAUAUCUCAUCUAAUUUGGUUGUAACAAAAAAAAUCUUCUUCGAAACUGUCUCUUAAUUUAUUUUUUCAUUCUUUCAAAAGAUACUGUAUAUUUUUCAUUCUAUAGAAACAAAAA